AGUCGUAGAAUCAUCUCGAAGACCCUCAACUCACUACUCUCAGCUCAACGAGACGGCUUUCCUCGACUGACUGAGACUCUCACUCAGCCCGAGGAUCACCUCUACUUCUAUGCUCAGUCAAACCACUUUACUUUUCCUACAAUCGACCUCUUCAACACUUCCAUCUCUUUCACAACCCCUUCCAACACUUCUAUCUCUUUCACAACCCCUCCCAACAAUUUCCUCUCUACCACACGCCCUAUCACUUUCCACGCACCCUGGCUAUGCGAUCACCAACAACAGAUUCUAAAGUCGACACAACUGGCAGUAGCAGCCCGAUGCCUCAUUGUCAACUUCGCAGCAUCGACCCUGGCAAGCCACACCAUCAGUUCACUCACAAACCUUCUGCACUUGCCUUCUUCUCAACUUCGAACCACAACCACUCGAACAUCUCUUACAUCACCACGAACCCUACCUCUAUCACUCCCAGCCCUUUCACAAACAACCAAUCGUUCACACCAGGCAAAAACUUCGCUUCUUACAGCGACAUGGCGUCUCAACCUCCUGGGAACAACUACUUUGAGUCCCUCACUCAAGCUCAGCGACAAAGAGAACUUACCUACUGCUACGGAACAGGACAAGCUCCCUUCGCAACUCUCACUGCACAAUCAAACAUGGCAGAUCAAUAUCCGACCAACCCACUUGGGGACCAGUUGCAUGAAACUGGAGGUAUGGCUCAGCAACCACUGGCAACAUCAAUGUAUGCAGUUGGUCAUCACAACCAGAUGUCGGUCAACCCACGAAACACUGAAGUCGCUACGAGAAGUCAACUCGAAAGCCGCGUCGCCAAUCUCGAACAACAGAGAUUUCAAGAAGACUUGAAUGCUCAAUUCAGAGAUAUGCAAGUUUCUCAGUCGCUGCAAUAUCUUCAGUACGAGUUACUGCAGAUGAAGCGAGCCUUUGAGCGCCACAUCCCUGAACUUCGCCGCGAUCUCUGUGUUCUCGGAGCCAAGCAUGAAAUCGAGCAGAAUAUUGAAGCAACAAGAAAUGUUCACAUUGAGCCGCGUACCCAAGAGCAGAAGCUUGAGUCAGCGAUGCGCAAUGCCAACUUGAUUCGUAUUUCUGCUGCUGUGUCUCUACCAGGCAAGCUCACUGUUGAGCAAGCCUCUAUUCGUGGAGCAGAACAGAUGGAGUCGUUGGCGAAGACGCUUCGCUCCAGAGUUCACCGCGGCGGUGCAGCUUAUGUGCUUGAGGCCGAGGACGCAGAAGUGUGGGCGGCCAAGUUGAGAGGGGAUGCGACUCCCACUGAGAAUUCGACUUCGCAGCCACAAGGCAAGAAAGAUCUGUCUUCGGGAAAUAUGCCUGUGGCGCACGAUCUUGAUGACAGCUGGGGCGAGGUCCGCGUACCUUCUCCGAGCGACGAAGCUGAGGCGUUCAAGAAUGCCAGCGACAGCGAAGCAGCUAGGGAUGAUUCAAAUCAACUCGUCGAAGCCGAUCAUGGAGUGGAGAUCUCUCUCGAGGUAGUUACAGACUACCGAAGCAUAAUAGCCGUGUCCAUGAUUUCGAGAAGUUCUUCGUCAGUGAUGAUCAGAGCAUCGUUUCUUUCAGAUUCCGACUCUCCCUCCACCACAACCGACAAAAGAGCUCCUGCUCAUGGGUCCCCCAUCAGAAUUACUAGUCCUGGGCCUCGCCGCAGACACGCCUCCGCACGUAGCGGCAGAUCGAAGACUCCUUCAUCCGCAGUGUCGGUCAAGCUUGAAGAGACGGCCGCCAGUGACUAUAGCUCUCCCAAAUCUUCUGGCAGAUCAGACACACGUCUGUCGAUGUCUAGAGGACGCAAGCUUGCACCUCAUCAGAAGUAUGGCACUCACAAAGCCGGAGCUACACAGAUCAUGGCUCUCGAGCCAGGUUUCUCUGCCAAAGUGGAAGCGUCUCUCAGCCGCACUGACAGCACUCGUGCAGUUGCAGAAGAAGUUACGGAGGCACAAGUGCCAGCCAACAGAGUAAGAAAGCUUACACCUCAUCAAAGACUCACUCCUCAGCAAGCUGAAACAUCCGAGACUCCAGCCAAAAAGGAGACAACAAUCGACAUGGCUACCAGCACUUACGAAAUUGCUGAAAGUGCAGAGGCACAAGUACCAGUCAUCAUAGAAAGGGGGCGUGCUCCUCACCAAAGACACGCUGUUCAGCAGGCCGAAAGCUUAAAGACUCGAUCUCCUACGAUCAAGACUCCGGCUGAGAGCGAGAAAUCAACCAUCAGCGCCGUCAACACUCACGAGGUUGCUCAAGCUACAGAGGCACAAGUGCCAACCACCAGAGCCAAGAAACUACCACCCCAUCGUAAACACAUUACACGACAAGUCGAAGCUCCCAAAUUACCAAGAGCCGAGCUUAAGAAAACUGAUGAGGAGAAGGCGUCUUCCUCUGAGACAGUAGGACCGGAGUCUAGCUCAUUUGAGAGAUUUGGAUCGAGAAAGAUGAAGGAGCAUAUGGACCGCAGGGCGGCCGAAGCUAAGAUUAUACAGAUCGCUCUUCGUGAUGAGCAGGUCGUAAAUCAAGAACUGCAGGAGUCAAUCUCUCCUCUGGACAUUGCCACUCAGGUUGACGGGAAGGAUGCCGCUGCAGACCAAACUUGGCAACCUGCCUACCUCAACGAGCUUUCUUCACUGUCUGCCGAAGAACUUGAAGGCAUCCCAUCAGUCGAGAAGAUGCAUCACUUCGAUCGCUCAUUCAUCCUCAACCACCUCGGCGGAUCAAGAUGGCUACCGUCUUUCUAUAGCAUCCCUGAAGAUGAAAUCACCCUUCUCCCAGGCCGUGGCUUCUAUCUCCUCGAAGACUCUACAGAGCCCCUUGCACCUGCCACUCCCGGCUCCCACGGUAGUCUCCUCACACCAGUCCUCCGCCUCCCAGACGCCGAUAACCCAGACGCUCCAAACCCAUCAACCAUGGAGAACGCCCCUCUAUUCCUAAGGCAAGGAGACGGCUACAUCUACUACGGCAUGUACACCUACCUCCGCGCCGACCGCCUCGACAUCGAACGCUGCAACCUCACAAUCCCUGCAUCCGUAAAAUCCUUCUGGGCCGACCAACUAACAACCUCCCAACGACCAAAAUGGGUAACCGAAGCCCUACAGAAACAUCUCCUACCUCAACCCCUCUACACAGGCCCCCUCCCCCACAACGCAGACGACGAUAAAAUCUCCCUCGCCCUCUCCACUCAUCUCUCCGCCAUUACAACAUGGCACAAAGACACUCAUCUGAAAACCUCCUUUUUACGUCCCGAACACAUUCUGGCUGCCUUUGAAGCUUCAGAUAUCGGGGCCGAGAUGCCAGGGAUUAGGUUUUGGGGCUUGGGGUUGAGGUGUGAGGGGUGGGAUGAGGCGUUUUAUAACAUGAUGGUUAGGGAAGAGGGGAUUUGGGAAAAGGAAGGGAAGAGGGAUGGGGAGGGGGAGAGGGGGAGGAAGAGGGAUAUGUUGUGGACGUUGAGGGCGAGGAGUAAGAGGCCUAAGAAGUGGUAAGGGAAGAGACUAUUCUGCCUCUGAGACUUUCAGUUGCUGACAUGACAUUGGGAAGGCAUUGGGGAUGGAGCAUGCUCAUUUGACAAUGAGAUGAUGCGGACGCUGA
Molecule: messenger RNA, 3603 nt
Organism: Aureobasidium subglaciale EXF-2481
Lineage: Eukaryota; Fungi; Ascomycota; Dothideomycetes; Dothideales; Saccotheciaceae
Exons: 1
Coding region: 264-3497 (1077 amino acids)
Source: RefSeq, a predicted model, not a curated record